This is a messenger RNA of Capra hircus (goat), 3364 nucleotides long. RefSeq names its product BTB domain containing 1 (gene BTBD1). Gene Ontology annotation, biological process: neurogenesis. The record is from RefSeq and is a predicted model, not a curated record. Gene Ontology annotation, molecular function: protein binding. The transcript is spliced from 9 exons. Lineage: Eukaryota; Metazoa; Chordata; Mammalia; Artiodactyla; Bovidae. Gene Ontology annotation, cellular component: cytosol; P-body. The coding region runs from base 173 to 1663 and encodes 496 amino acids.
GGACGCGCCUCCGCGCGGGGACGCGCGCCGGACAGCUCCGGGAGGGGCCGGCGGAGGCGCGCGGCUUCCGGAAGCGCCUUCCCCGGAAGGUAGGGAGGCGGUGCCAGCCUCGGCGAUGGCGGUUGGGCGGCAGCACCGCUUUCUCUAGCCCGCGGAGCCGCGCCGCUGGAGGAUGGCCUCGCUCGGACCAGCAGUUACAGGCGAGCAGGUCCCGGGGGCUGAAGCGGAGCCGGGCGCCGCGGGGCCGCCGCCGCCGUCGACUUCCUCUCUAGGGCCCUUGCUCCCCCUGAAGCGGGAGCCGCUGUACAACUGGCAGGCGACCAAGGCGUCGCUGAAAGAGCGUUUCGCCUUCCUCUUCAACUCGGAGCUCCUGAGCGAUGUGCGCUUCGUGCUGGGCAAGGGCCGCGGCGGCGGCGCUGCCGGGGGCCCGCAGCGCAUCCCGGCCCACCGCUUCGUACUGGCGGCCGGCAGCGCCGUCUUCGACGCCAUGUUCAACGGCGGCAUGGCCACGACGUCGGCCGAGAUCGAGCUGCCCGACGUGGAGCCCGCCGCCUUCCUGGCGCUGCUGAGAUUUCUGUAUUCAGAUGAAGUUCAAAUCGGCCCAGAAACAGUUAUGACAACUCUUUAUACGGCUAAGAAGUACGCAGUCCCAGCCUUGGAAGCGCAUUGUGUGGAAUUUCUCACCAAACAUCUCAGGGCAGAUAAUGCCUUUAUGUUACUUACGCAGGACCCUCAAAAUGUGACCUUACUUGGAGAUAGGGUCUUUACAAAGGCUCGUUUAUUUGAUGAACCUCAGCUUGCUAGUCUUUGUCUAGACACAAUAGACAAAAACACAAUGGAUGCAAUAAGUGCAGAAGGGUUUACUGAUAUUGACAUAGACACACUCUGUGCAGUUCUAGAAAGAGACACUCUUAGUAUUAGAGAAUGUCGACUUUUUGGCGCUGUUGUACGAUGGGCAGAAGCAGAAUGUCAAAGACAACAAUUGCCUAUGACCUUUGGAAACAAGCAGAAAGUUCUGGGAAAAGCACUGUCCUUGAUCCGCUUCCCACUGAUGACCAUUGAGGAGUUUGCGGCAGGUCCUGCUCAGUCUGGAAUUCUGUCAGAUCGGGAGGUGGUCAAUCUCUUUCUUCAUUUCACUGUCAAUCCUAAGCCCCGUGUUGAAUACAUUGAUCGACCGAGAUGCUGCCUCAGAGGAAAGGAGUGCUGCAUCAAUAGGUUCCAGCAAGUAGAGAGCCGGUGGGGCUACAGUGGCACGAGUGACCGGAUCAGGUUCACAGUUAACAGAAGAAUCUCUAUAGUUGGAUUUGGUUUAUAUGGCUCUAUUCAUGGCCCCACGGAUUAUCAAGUGAAUAUACAGAUCAUUGAAUAUGAAAAAAAACAAACACUGGGACAAAACGAUACUGGAUUCAGUUGUGAUGGAACUGCUAACACAUUCAGGGUCAUGUUCAAAGAACCCAUAGAGAUCCUGCCCAACUUGUGCUACAUGGCAUGCGCAACACUCAAAGGUCCAGAUUCCCACUAUGGCACAAAAGGACUGAAGAAAGUGGUGCAUGAAACACCUACUGCUAGCAAGACUGUCUUUUUCUUUUUUAGUUCUCCUGGCAAUAAUAAUGGCACUUCAAUAGAAGAUGGGCAAAUACCAGAAAUAAUAUUUUAUACAUAAUUCAGCUUUAUAACAUCCAGCUGAACAAUACCUAAUUCAGCGUUACAAUACAUCCUGGCUAAACAGUACCAUGCAGUCUAGUCUCAACGGCAUAAAGAACUGGUCACAAAAAAGAGAUUGAGUGUUAUGAAUAUUUAUAACUGUAAGAUAAGAGACAUUUUGGUUUCUUAGGUAAAUAAAUGUGACUUAAAUCUCUGCAUGAUUUAACGGGUGAUUUCCAUUUUCUUAUAACCUUAAGGGAAAAAAGAAUGGGUUUAAUUGUUUAAAAAAAAACAGCUAUUUCAGCUUUAUCUUGUAUAAUUUCUUAGAUCAGCUGACUCAUGAUAUUUCAGCAAUUUUAUAAUUGAAAGAUUCUUGUUUUAUGUAGCUUGUUUGUGUUUUUUGUUUGUUUUUGUUUGAACUAUUUUGAAGGUUACAUAAGAUGAAGUAGGUCAGUAUUUCCACAGAAUUCCUACUAAAGUUAAUUUUCAGAAAAUGAAGAAAGCUGACUUCAUCCUUGGAGUUUUGAAAUAUCUGGUUGUUAGUAUUUGGCAUAGUGCUAGAAAUAGGCUUAACAAAUGCCUCAGAAAAUUUUGAGUGCAUUUAUAGAAAAAAUAUUUCAUAAUAGUCUAGUAAUAUAUUACAUAGUACAGUUUUAAUCAAUAAAAUUGAAUUUGUACAAAUUCACAGUAAUCUGUUAUGAACAGAGGAUCUAAAGAUGUACUUUAAGGCUGGAUUCUUUAUCACUUAAUCUUUAUCACUUAAAGUUUAUAGUAUAUAUAAACUAUACCCAUCUCUCUGAAUGAGGCAUGCUGUUGAGAAUUCCCAAAAUUGAAAUGAUGAUGGUGAUGGUGGUGGUGCCUGGCUAAACAGACAUCAUCAAUUCGACAUUUGGUGAUAAUCUUACAAAAGGAGGAAUGGAAUGAAAUACUAACAUCUCUAACAGCUGCUUUGAUAUCCAACAGAAUCACACCUGCUGGAAAAUAUACUUUCUGAACAUCUACAUAGUUCUAUCCAAGAAAUGAGAUUUAAUAUUUAUGACCUCACUGUCACAGGUGCAGCUGCCUUAGGAGGGGAUGGGAAGUAUAUUGGCAGGAUGAUAUUUAUACACUUUUAUAAAGCAAAAUUUUUAUAUAAAUAACUUUCUUUUUCUUUCCCUUGAAAAUGAUUAUCUCAUUACAAAUGUAUGUAUAAUUAAGCUCUAUCAAAUAGUUGUAGAAGAUGUGCAGAAAUCAUAAUUCUUUUUAGUAUCAACUUAAAAAGAAUUUUUUCUAAAUGGUAAUUAGGAUAAAAUUUCCAUCCAAAGUAGUAUAUCACUUGAUAUUUUCAUGAAGAUAGGGAGGUGUGUUGGCAGCAGAGGUCUCUUAAAAUGGCUUGAGGAAAAGGGAAAUUUUUCCCUAUCUGGUAAUAUGAUCUUAAGACUGUAAACCUCAGUUAACUGGAAUAACUCUGAAAUGUGUGGUCUGGUAAACUGAAGAUUAACCAGCAAAAACUCUUCAGUUUUGCUGGAAAAUACAACUGCAGAAAAUACUUCUGCCUUAAAAAGUACAGUAUGCCAGAGGUAAGUUAAUGUUGUUUGACGCUUGAGGUAUUUCAGUUGCCUCCAGUGUGUUACACUGAAUGAUUGUAACUGAAAGUAGUCAUAGAAGGGACAAGAAAUGGAACAGUUUACUGAUAUGGGACAUCCCCUGGAAUUAUAAAUAAAUAUCUAUUAUCCUUUUA